UAAGAUAAGAUACAAAUGGUUGCUGAUUCAGCUCCAUUGAUGGAGCUCUUCCACAACACCUUCAUCGCCAUCGCAACGCCACCGAAUAUCCGCCGCAAACUCACUCGCCGUCCUAUCAAGUCCUCUAUUUGUCUCUCUGACUCCGCCAGCGGAGUUAGACUCGCCGAGUCUCUCCAAAACGAGACCUUGGAAACCCUAGAAUGGCCCUCCGUAUGCAAGCAGGUCUCAGCCUUUACUUCCACCGCCAUGGGCCUCGCCGCGGCGCAGAGCGCCCGGCUUCCGCUCGGACGGAGCCCCGAGGAGAGCUGGAGGCUUCUGACUCAGACAGCCGCCGCCAUGGCGCUUCCUCGGCCGUUGGAUUUCUCCGGGAUCGAGGACGUGUCAAGGAUCGUGGAUUCCUCGGUCGCCGGCGAGUUGGCGAGUAUCAGUGAGCUUUGUUCGGUGAAACGGACUCUCAGAUCGGCUAGGGAGUUGUUUGAGCAGCUAGAAGAGCUUGCUUCUCUGGAUGAUGGCUCUUCUGAAAGGUAUCUGCCCCUGCUUGAAAUUCUUCAGAGUUGCAAUUUCCUGAGUGGUUUGGAGCAUAAAAUAGGAUAUUGCAUGGAUUGUAAUUUUUCCAUUAUCCUUGAUAAAGCUAGCAAAGAUUUGAAGAUCAUUAGGUCUGAAAGGAAAAGGAACAUGGAAAAUCUAGAUUCUCUGUUGAAGAAAAUAUCUGCUCAGAUUUUUCAGGAGGGAGGUAUUGACAGACCAUUAGUAACAAAGCGUCGAUCUAGGAUGUGUGUUGGUGUUAGGGCAUCACAUAGAUCUUUGCUUCCAGGUGGUAUAGUUCUGGAUAUCAGCAGCUCUGGAGCAACAUACUUUAUGGAACCCAAGGAAGCAGUGGAGUUGAAUAAUUUGGAAGUGAAACUUUUGAACUCAGAAAAAGAUGAGGAGCAAGCCAUUUUGAGCUUGCUCACAUCUGAGAUUGCUGAAUCAAAAUUGGAGUUUAGGUAUCUGUUGGAUAGAAUUCUCGAAAUUGAUCUUGCUUUUGCAAGAGCUGCCCAUGGUCGUUGGAUGCGUGGUGUCUGUCCAAAUUUAACUUCAGAAGGUUGUGUGUCUUCCACACCUGAUUCUUCCUUGUUAAUUGAUAUUGAAGCUAUACAACAUCCAUUGCUCCUAGAAACAUCUUUGACCAGUUCGUUGGAUCUUACUGCAUCCAAGUACAGUAGUUCAGAGUCCUCAAAUAAGGGAAAUGGUGCAACCAAGUCUCUAGUGCUUUCUGAUUCAUCUGAUUUUCCUGUGCCUAUAGACAUCAAAAUUGGAUGCGCAACCAAGGUGGUUGUGAUCUCAGGGCCUAAUACUGGAGGGAAAACUGCAUCAAUGAAAACAUUAGGCUUGGCUUCUCUAAUGUCAAAGGCUGGCAUGUACUUGCCUGCCAAGAGGCAACCAAAGCUUCCAUGGUUUGAUCUUGUCCUGGCAGACAUUGGAGAUCACCAGUCUUUGGAACAAAAUCUCUCAACGUUUAGUGGGCACAUAACAAAGCUAUGCAAGAUCUUGGAAUUGGCUUCAAAAGAAUCUCUUGUCCUUCUUGAUGAAAUUGGGAGUGGGACUGAUCCUUCAGAGGGCGUGGCUCUUUCAGCAAGCAUCUUGCAUUACUUAAAAGAUAGGGUUAACCUAGCUAUAGUGACUACCCAUUAUGCUGAUUUAACUCAACUAAAAGAAAUGGAUACUCGGUUUGAGAAUGCUGCAAUGGAAUUCUCCCUUGAGACACUACAACCUACCUAUCAGAUUCGAUGGGGAAUCAGAGGUGACUCAAAUGCCUUAAGUAUUGCUAAAUCAAAUGGCUUUGAUGACAAAAUAAUUCAACGUGCACAAGAGUUGGUGGAGAAGUUGAGGCCAGAAAAACAACUGACGAGACAAAGUUUGCUGUAUCAGUCGUUAAUGGAAGAAAAACACAGGCUGGAAACAGAGGCAAAGAGAGUCGCAGCUCUUCAUUCAGAUGUUAUGAAUCUUUACCACGAGAUCCAGGAUGAAGCCAAAGAUCUUGACAGGCGUGAGGCAGCUCUUAUGGCUCAGCAAACCCAAAAGGUCAAACAAGAGCUAAAGGCUGCUAGAUCUCAGAUGGAAGCUGUAGUACUGGAGUUUGAGAAUCAACUCAGAACCGCAAGUGCUGAUCAGCUUAGUUCUCUUAUUAAGAAAUCAGAGUCUGCAAUUGCAUCUAUCGUUGAGUCUCACUCUCCGUGUGAUGAAUACUCCAAUGUAAAAGCUGACGACAGUUCUUAUACCCCACAAACUGGUGAACAAGUCCACGUGAAGGGAUUAGGAAAUAAGCUGGCAACCGUAGUUGAAGCUCCUGGGGACGACAACGCAGUCCUUGUGCAAUAUGGAAAAAUUAGAGUCCGUGUUAAUAAAAGCAAUAUCAGAGCUCUUCAAAACAGCGGCACGAUUCCUGCAAAAGGUCCUGCUGCUGCUCGACACUUGAAAAGGAAGGGGAAGCAGAGCAGAAAUACGAGGAAGCUCCCGGACUUGGGCGGCAAUAGCGAGGAGGAGGCGGUCUCCUACGGACCUGUGGUGCAGACAUCAAAAAACACAGUGGACUUGCGGGGCAUGCGAGUGGAGGAAGCUACUCACCACCUCAACAUGGCCGUCGCUUCAACAGCAUCUAACUCAGUUUUGUUUAUAAUACACGGAAUGGGCACUGGGGUUAUUAAGGAGUGUGCAAUUGAGAUACUGAAAAACCAUCCUCGGGUUAGCAAGUUUGAACAGGAAAGUCCGAUGAAUUAUGGUUGUACAGUUGCCCAUAUCAAUUGAAGGUCACUUAUUUAUGGAUUUUAUUAGCUUUCUUGCUGAAUGAAUGGUCACAGUUUCAUUU
This is a messenger RNA of Diospyros lotus (date-plum), 2848 nucleotides long. RefSeq lists its product as uncharacterized. Bases 16 to 2787 code for a protein of 923 amino acids. The transcript has 5 exons. Lineage: Eukaryota; Viridiplantae; Streptophyta; Magnoliopsida; Ericales; Ebenaceae. Gene Ontology annotation, biological process: mismatch repair; negative regulation of DNA recombination. Gene Ontology annotation, molecular function: endonuclease activity; ATP binding; mismatched DNA binding. The record is from RefSeq and is a predicted model, not a curated record.